Drosophila albomicans is the source of this 2755-nucleotide messenger RNA. RefSeq lists its product as uncharacterized. The coding region runs from base 324 to 1769 and encodes 481 amino acids. NCBI's taxonomy places the organism in Eukaryota, Metazoa, Arthropoda, Insecta, Diptera, Drosophilidae. The record is from RefSeq and is a predicted model, not a curated record. The transcript has 5 exons.
ACACAUAAAAAUCAAUACUCGCCGCCAUAUUUUUUCACUCGAAGUCGGACGCGUUUUUAUGUUUAGUUAAGUUGAAGAAACAGUAAAAACGCAAUCUUAACUAUUUAAAAAGUGAUUAUAAAGCGGUUUAUAAAUAAAUCUAAAUAAUACCGUAUUGCAUGGUAGAUAAGAACGUUGUUUCACAUCCAAGUCGGCAAACGUGUGUGCGCGUCCGAGUUUAUUGUGUGUAUGUGUGUGUGUGAGUGUGUAUCAGUUGUGGGAUUGUGUAAAUUUUAGACUGAAAGUAGCAUUUUUACUAAUUUGCUUGAUUGUUUGCUAAUCUGAUGGAAGGAGCUGCACAAGUGUCUGCCCCACCCGUUGGUGGGCCACGUGGCGGCGGCUAUAGAGGCCGUGGUGGAGGGCCUCCUAUGCGCGGGGGCUUUGAGCGAGGACGUGGACGCGGCAUGGGACGCGGUCAUUUCAUGGGCGGCAUGCGCGGAGGUGGUAUGGGUGGCGGUGGACCGCCCAUGCAGGGCAUGAUGUCAGGUCCAUCCGGUCGCGGUAUGCGGCCACGCGGUGGCCUGGGUUAUCAGGGUCGCGGCGGGGGUGGCGGUUUUCAGCCGCGCGGCGCUUCGAUGGGUAUGCGAGGUGGAGGACGACCACCAAUGUAUCAGCAGCCUCCCAAACAACAUACGGGCGCUGAUAACAACAAGACGGUUUCACCCGUACCAACAGCUUCGGCGGCAGCAGGCGAUCCGCAGUCCAGCGAAGCGACCGGCGAAGAUGGUACAGAUGCAGCAGCAGGUGCCGCCACCGGCACAACACCAGCGGCCGUAAACUCACAUGUGGUAAGCGGUGCAGUCAGCAGUAAUAGCAACAACAAUGGCGGAGGACCGCCGCCAUAUAUGGGCCGUGGACGCGGACGUGGCGGACCUUUUGGUGGCCGGGGACGCGGAGGCGGCUAUAAUCCACACAUGAAUGGCAGCGGCGGAGGCGGCGGCAAUGGCAUGUAUUCACAUUCGCACCAUGCAAGCUCGAUGGGCGGCCCGGGGGGCGAGCAUGGAGGAGGAAUGCCGCGACGAGGCUCGAUGCGCGGACGGGGCGGUGGUUACAAUCAAGGUAUGAGUCGGCCACCCAUGCAAAUGCAACAUCACCAACAGGCACAUAAUGUCAAUACACAAAUUGCACCGGUACCAGCUCUCAAACGCGGCGCACCCGGAGGUCCAGGCCCAAAACGUGGACGUUACGAGGGAGGACCGUACGGACAGCGACCCAUGACACCAAAGUAUCAUUCGUCAUCCCAGCACAUGCCUCAGUCAUCAUAUGGUUCACCACCGAGUCAUCAUGCUCCAGCACCAAGUCAUCAUGGUGGCUAUCAGACGCACGAUCAGUCACAGCAGGUUGAUCCAUACUCACAGAGCGGUUACAGUACACAGGCCACCGCUCAGCAGAGUUACAAUGGCUAUGGUCAGAGCAGCGGCUAUGCAACGCAUACAACACAGGCGAGCACAGCAGCCAGCAGUAGCUAUGCGUCCCAUCAUGGCACUGAAUACGAUCAGAGCCAGUAUCAGGGCUACAACUCGACGGGCUACACUGCCCAGCAGGAUACACGCUAUCAGCCAUAUAGUCAAGACUAUAGUCAGCAGUAUGGAUCGACUGCCGUGGAUUAUAAUGCCACUGGACAAACGGAUUACAGUCAACAAAGCGCUGGUUACGAUGAACGCGCGUAUGCUGGUUAUGAUUCGCAGGCGUAUUCGCAGAACUAUUCGAAUGCAGCCGCCUAUUACUAAACAACAAGACACGAGCCUGCCGCAUCCCAAAAAUGGCGAUACACACAUUAUUAUUGAAGAACGCUGUGCGUGCUCAACACCACGUAUGCCAAAUACCAAAAUCAGGGGAUUAGGGCUAAAAGAACAUACAACAAUUUGAUGUUAAUAUGGAAAUUUGCUUGCUAUUUACUUCAAAUGCAUACACGACACAUACAUACAUACUAGAUACACUAAAAACCCAUAUACACUCAAGAAACAUAAUUAGUCUUAAGCAUAAAGUUCUCCUUUUCCUAUUAUUUAAGUUCAACCGUGUUGCAAACGUCUUUUUCCUUCACCUACUUCUUCCCCAAAGCUAUCCAAUUAUUUUUCUAAAAACCUUUGUGUUUGUUUGUCUUUGAUUUAUCCGAUACCCGAUCAUCUGACUGGCAAUAUUGAUUGUAUAUAUUGCCUGUUGUUAUAUGUUUUGUAAGUGGACAAAUGGAGCCUUCGAAUAGUAUUGAGUGCUCUCCGCCAAAAAUCAAAUUAUGUACAUUUCCUUAUACUUUAUACUAUUACUUUUCAAUUAUAUAUCUACUAGAUGAAUGCAAAGCGAAAUAAAAACAAAUCAAUAAUGUGAAUCAUGUCAAAUUGUUUACAAAAAUUGCAAUGUAUAAGUUCUAGUUGAUAAAACAAAUCACAAACAAUUUACAAGUCGUCUUAACAACAAAUGAAACUAUUGUUUACCAUUUUUUUUUUUUUACUAUUUGAAAAUUUAAUUAUUUAUGAUUUUUCAACAAUUCUUAGCUUAAUAUAUCUAUUGACGUGAACAAGAAAGCGAUUAUAAUUUCUUUUUCUAAUAAUGAAUAGCGACAAAUUAAGCAAAAAUCGUAAUUAUGUAACUCCUAUUAACUAAGGUGAGCAAAACAAAAAAAAAAUAAAUUAAAAAAAAAGAAAUACACAAAAAUUGAUUAGCAAAACAAAGCAAAAACCAUAAAAUUUAUCAAAGUCAAUAAAAUAAUGUUCAAAAA